GUACGAUUAAAAUAUUGCAACCAACACAUGCACAUUUCUCGAAUUAUUACAAUUUACAAUAACCAUCUAUUGCUUAGAUUAUGAUAAUGAUGUAUAUUAACUUCAACAAUAUUAACUUCAUCCAAAGCAUACACUAUCUCGCCUUUUUAUUGGAUUCAUGUGCAUGCAUGUGAACAAACUUCCUUAUCAGUAGUACUUAUUACUGCAAAUUUAUAAUUGAAAUCUGACUCGUUAGAUAUAUAAUAUAUUCUAUAAUUACUUCUUAAGGGUUAGUUACUAGCUGGUUUUGUUUGUGUUUAACGAAAAGCUGGAGUAUUUAAAUGUACAAUGUUGUUGACCAUUAUCAAAAGAAAAGUAAUUAAUGACCCUAAUAGAAAACGAAAGGACAUGUAUAACAAUCUUAAAUAUUGAUUUGUUACGUGUUGGUUGCCGCAUAACGUGAUUUGGUUUCUACAGAAAUAACACAGCGUUACAAUAUCCACCAAUAACAACAUGAACAAAAUAUAUCAUGAAUAGCAUUUAACCAAAAUUGUGUAUAUAACGUUUUCAUUUGACUUGUGUAUAUCGACUUUCUGAAUAGCAUUUGACUAAAAUCAAAUAUACAUCUAUGUUUGCACGUUGGUAAAUAAAUCAAAAAUAUGAUCAUUAGUAUCUUUCCAUUUGGGGUCAAAUAUCCAAUUAAUAUAUACAAAUUACUAUAUAUCUCUGUAACUAUUACAUAAUAAUUCCCUGAACUUUCAGUUUUUUUUUUGCUAACCAACUUUCAGUUCUUUGACGCCUACAAACUUUACUAUCUCAAAAUCCAGGCGCAGGUUCGGUGAUUAAAGUGCUGCCACGGUAAUUUCCGUCGAAGAACAAAAUAAGCAGAUGAAUAUAAAACUUGAUUGUAAAAACUAUCUCAAACAAAAACUAUUGAGUUUUUAAGGUUUUUCUUUAUGUUUGGGUACGAAUGAAGUGGAUUAUACAUCAAUCAAGGAAGAUGAUAUAUAAAACAAUUGAUCCUCAGUGGAAAUACAUCGGAUCUUGCAAAAGAGAAAACAAAAGUCUGCAUUACGUUUAUUUUUAUUAUUUUAUAACCUCUCGUUUUGCUAGUACCUGUUAACGAAAGAAAGAAAAGUUAUAAACAUGACAAAACAUCUAAUCUAUAACGUAUUACGUUUAGACAAAAGUCUAAGCUAAAAACAAUUAAACUUACAUGAAAAAUCUGGCAGAGAAAACAUUGUAACACCGUAUGCAGUGUUCAGUUUCCAACUUUUUCUUUCUUUUCAGAAUAUACAUGUAACUUUAUAGAAAAUUUUCUGAAGUGAAUAUACUUAUUAUGUGAAACCAUUUACUGUAUUUCAUAAAAUUCGAUUAGUUUGAUGUAAAAAAUAUACACUUAUAUUUAGUAGAAAAAGAUCAAAAAAAGUCUAGAGAUGUCGGGUAUGAGAAAAAAAAUUUCACAAACCAAAAGUGUUGAUAUCUAAGUUAUGUCUCUUAUCUCAGGUGUCUGCACCUGUCCAUGCUAACCGACCAUCCUAUUCCUAUGCUAUUCCCAAAAAUGAAAAUAAAAAACUUUUGGUGUGGAUGGCACUCAGUCUCACACUCAUAGAUUUACAAUCAAAUCUACAUAAACCAUAAUUAAAAAAAGUACAAUCUGAUAAAUGACAGAAGGUCAAAUAUAAAAUUAAAUAACCGUACUCUUAAAUCUCCAACACUAUUAUCAUAUUAUAAAACUAACGUUUCACAUGUGUAUAAGUAAAGCUAAAGUGAGAGUGUGAACCAACACUCGCCCAAAGAACACUUCUUUUCCUCUGUUCCUCUAUCCUUUUUUUUUUCACAGAGUCUUCCUUUCAACUCUGUUUUUUUUUUCCUUUCUUCUUGGAAAUGGGGAAUUGUCAGACGAUAAACGCCGCGGCGCUGGUUCUACAGCAUCCCGGCGGCAAAAUCGACAGGUACUAUAGCUCCAUCUCCGUCAGCGAGAUCAUGAGUAUGUACCCUGGCCACUACGUGUGUCUCAUCAUUCCAUUGACGGAGGAGGAAGAGAAGAAUAUUCCGGCGACUGUGAAGAGAGACGAGAAGAAACACAAGAAGGGUGUGAGGUUUACGCGUGUCCAGCUUCUCAGGCCGACGGAGAGUCUCGCGCUUGGUCACGCUUACCGUCUCAUUACUUCCCAGGAAGUGAUGAAGGUCUUAAGGGAGAAGAAAUGUGCGAAGACGAAGAAGCACCACGCUGAUGCGAUGAUUACGGUGAAGAAGUUGUUGGAGAAGAAUGUUCCGGAGAAGAAACAAGGGAAGCAGCAUCGUGUGCUAACGAGUUCAGCUUCGUUCUUAAAGUCCAAAGCAUGGAAGCCCUCUCUUCAGAGCAUCUCCGAAGCUACGAGCUGAAUAAUCCGAAACUGUUCUGAAUAAAUUUUGGAUCUGUUUCCUUUUUUUUUGUUUUCUGGUUAUAACAGAGGAUGAAGUCUACGGAUCAAGAUAUGAAGAAAUAAGUAGUGGAUAGCUAGCUUCCUAUACAAAGAAGGGCUCAACAAAGCUUCUUUCUUCUUUUUUUCUCUAUCUACGAUGUACAUAUUUUCGCAGAUGGAGAGAUCAAUCGAAGUUUGUAAGACUCAGAACCAAACGUGUGGUUUUUGUUGAUGUAAACUCGAUUUCAGAAGAAACAAAGCUUGUAAGCCUAUGAACAAAUAAAUAACAUAUCUUUUACUA
Messenger RNA from Brassica napus (rape), 2688 nucleotides. RefSeq lists its product as uncharacterized. The record is from RefSeq and is a predicted model, not a curated record. NCBI's taxonomy places the organism in Eukaryota, Viridiplantae, Streptophyta, Magnoliopsida, Brassicales, Brassicaceae. Bases 1867 to 2367 code for a protein of 166 amino acids. The transcript is spliced from 3 exons.